Messenger RNA from Striga asiatica, 1219 nucleotides. The record is from the annotation of a GenBank genome assembly. NCBI's taxonomy places the organism in Eukaryota, Viridiplantae, Streptophyta, Magnoliopsida, Lamiales, Orobanchaceae.
AUGUUGCCGGAAAGAUGGAGUGUCCUCGCCGGUCGAAGUAGAUGGUCGGAUAUGGUGUUGUCGCCGGUCGGAGUAGGUGGCCGGAUGUGGAAGUUGGCGGAUAGGGUCAUCACGUUCGAGUUGACUCCACUCGAGUGCAGAAAACGAGCCUACGAGCUUGUGCACGACAAGACAGCAUGGCAGACAGGUGUUAUUACAGGAAAAGAGAACUAUACUUCAAAAGACAUAUGGUCUGGGAGGAUACCUAGGGUAUGGGGCAGUCCUUGGCGUAGCAUGCAACCAACCACCGAGAUUAACAGGACCUUGAUUGUUCGUCAUCGGAAAAUGGAUCGUAGAUGGUGGCAAGCUCAGGCUAUACGGUACCUGAUGAGGUUUCAGACCGAGUACACGUGCGGCAUUAUGAACAAGGCCCGCCACAGUGCCUUUGGACGUGAAGCUGCAAACAUGGUUCUCGAGUUAUCCUCUGAGAAUCUGAGAAGAAAUGAGCAUGAUAUGGAAAAAUUCGUGUGGUCUAAUCACAACCUUUGGGUCCCUCGGCCAUUAUUGAGCAUUCACGUCAGGAUGGGAGACAAGGCGUGUGAGAUGACCUUUUCGGAUUUGAAGAAUAAUGCGUUUGGCGAACAAAGUCCGGGCGCGCUUCCCACACUUCAAGAAUGUGUGGCUUUCUACCGAAAUGCAGGUCGCGAUGUGAUUAAUAGAUCUAAAUCCUACGAGUGGCACCAUAAAUUUUACUACACGAACGUGAAGCGACAAACGGGGAACAUGUUGAUGGCAGCUUACGAAUCGAGCCUCGGUCGAGAGACGAGCAGUAAUUACCCACUUGUGAACUUCUUGAUGGCGACAGAGGCCGAUUUCUUCUUAGGUGCAUUGGGUUCGACAUGGUGCUUUCUGAUAGACGGGAUGAGAAGCACGGUGGGAAACUCAUGUCCGAUUACUUGAGCAUGAACAAAGACAGUUUUGGUAGCACUAUCACUAUGCAUAUAGCGAAAUGGUCGAGCAAAUGCAUGAAGAACAUGUAUGUAUCAGAUGAUCUCAGAUGAAGAUAAUCCACAUAACAGAGGUUUGUAAGUUACUAUGUUAAGUUCUUAUGUUUAUGUUGUAAAUAAUGGCAGAGGUUGGUUGGUAAUCACAUUUUAUGUUUUUUCUACAUGUUAACUGGUACAUUUGAGUAAUUUGUGAAUAGUAAUUUGGGUCUUUUGCCAGACAUGACUUGCUAAAU